AUGGGUGGGUCGAGUUCCAUCAACUCUCUGGCGUACGUCCGAGGCAGCAAGGAGGAUUACGACGAGUGGGCAGCCCUCGGUAACGACGGAUGGAGCUACAAAGAUGUGCUGCCAUAUUUUAAGAAAUCCGAGAGGAAUCUCAACAUAGAGGGGCUCAACCGAAAGUAUCACGGCGUCGACGGAGAACAGUACAUUUCCAGAUACCCAAAUAUUGACAAACCAGCCAUUAUGAUGGUCGAUGCAUUCCACGAAGGAGGCGUGCCCCUUGGAGACUUCAAUGGAGCUCACAGUGACACCACGAUGUACUCGCAAUCUAUAUCUAAAGACGGAGUGCGAGUUUCUACAAAUAAUGCUUUCAUACAACCGAUCAGGUAUAAGCGAAAGAAUUUAACUGUCAAGUCUGAAGCCGAAGUGACUAAAGUCCUCAUAAACAAAAAAAAUGUAGCGUACGGUGUGAGGUACACCCUGGACGGUAUGGUCCACACAGCCUACGCAAAGAAAGAGGUCAUAGUGAGUGCUGGCAGUAUCAACUCUCCGAAGUUGCUCAUGUUGUCAGGUGUCGGUCCUAGGGAACAUUUGGAAGAAUUAAACAUUCCUGUUAAGAAGGAUCUAGCUGUCGGAGAGAAUUUACACGACCACGUCACUUUCAAUGGUAUCCUAGUAGUCUUACCCAAUGGUACGGACACUCGAGUGAGUAACCAAGAGAUGCUAGAAGACCUGUAUGAGUACCGUCAGAUGGAACACAAGCACGGCCCGCUUUCAAGCAACGGUCCUAUUAGCGCUAUAGCAUUCAUAAAGACUGAGCCUGAUUUACCGGCACCUGAUAUUCAAUAUCAAAUAGACCGCGGCUUCUUGAAAGAAUUCGUUCGUCAGCCAGCUCUCUAUGACGAGGUGGUAAUCUACCCUUCAUCGUACUACGAUUGUCUCAUUCCCAGGACAAUGAAUUUGGUUCCUAAGAGUAGGGGUAAACUGUUAUUGAACCCGGACGAUCCGAAUGGCAAGCCUUUGAUAUACGCCAACUACUUUGAAGACCCGACUGAUAUUAUACCAAUAGUUAAAGGUGUCAAGUUCCUUAUCGGGUUGGAAAAAACGAGAGCGUUCAGGUCCAUGGGCGCGUAUUUCGAUAAGACACCGUUAAGGGCAUGCAAACACUACCGGUGGGGUACUGAUAGUUACAUCGAGUGUUUGGCGAGGUCUUACACGUCGACUACGUACCAUCCUGUAGGAACCUGCAAGAUGGGACCUUCAUGGGACGAGAAGGCAGUGGUGGACCCGCGACUAAAAGUGUACGGAGUAUCGAACUUGAGGGUAAUAGACUCCUCAAUAAUGCCCAUCGUGAACCGAGGUAACACGAACGCUCCUUCCAUCAUGAUAGGAGAGAGAGGCGUGGCCUUUGUACUAGAAGACUGGUUGAAAGAUCGUGACUGUGAUCGUUUCGAUUACGAUUAUGAUUAA
This is a messenger RNA of Spodoptera littoralis (African cotton leafworm), 1455 nucleotides long. The record is from the annotation of a GenBank genome assembly. NCBI's taxonomy places the organism in Eukaryota, Metazoa, Arthropoda, Insecta, Lepidoptera, Noctuidae.